UCCCCUGACAGUACAUCAAAACUGAAGCAACAAGUAGAGGCAAGACAGAGCUUCCAUUUGUUCAAGGCUGACAGAAAGUGCCAGGAGACCACGGGCUGGAAAAGAAACUACAGACACGAUACUUCAGCAAACAUCCUAUCUGUGCUGCUUAUUCAAAGUCCCUCUUUGCCCUAUUUUUGUUCCUGUUCGCAGAAAUUCUGAUUCUGCAGUGCGAAGAGGUUUAAUCUGGACUAAAGGAAUAACAACCCAGUUCCAUAGGUGCGAGCAGGGUCCAUGGCGUCGUGGUUUCGAUGGAAUGAGCCGUACCUCCGGCAGGCUCAGAGAAGCCCCGCUGACAUGGUGACCGACACCCUGAUGCUGGAGCUGCGCUGGCAGCUGAAAGAAGCAGAGAGGUUGCAGCGGGAACGAGACAACGAGUAUCGCCGCAUCAAAACCGGCGUGGACUACAGCUGGCUGGUCAGCAGCCCCAAGAACAGCUACGACAUCACGCCUGGAGAGAGGCUGGAGCUGGAGGACGUCUGUUCCAAGAUACAUCCCUCCUUCUGUGGGGCUGUAAUCCUCAGGUUCAGGCAGCUUGUAACAGAGUAUGAACCCGAGGUCCAUGAGGUGUCUCAGCUCUUUCGCUCUGUUCUCCUGGAGGCCCUGGACAAGAUGAAAGACGAGGAGGAAGCCAAGAAGCUUUCCAGGCAGUGGAACAACAAGCGGGCGAUGAGCCUGUCGCUGAUGACCUUCAAAUCCCGUGUCAGGAUAUACCCCUUCGGCAGCGACAUCAAGACUGUCUCUGAGGAUGUGGAAAGGGGUAUGGAGCACAGCAGACGAGUGUGGAGCAUGCCAGAGUUCAGACACAAAAAGGGGGUUUGAAAGGCUGAAGGAACUGGGAGCUUGUGCUCUUAAUUAAUGUUGGUCUCUUAAGUCUCUACUGCAGUAAAACAAUGUCCAUACAGUGUAUUGUCCUAGACAUAUUUUCACCUUUUAUCUCCCCAUUUUAUGUUCAGUUAAACAUUCAGUUUUUUGUCAAAA
Molecule: messenger RNA, 1020 nt
Organism: Lepisosteus oculatus (spotted gar)
Lineage: Eukaryota; Metazoa; Chordata; Actinopteri; Semionotiformes; Lepisosteidae
Gene: rd3
Product: retinal degeneration 3, GUCY2D regulator
Source: RefSeq, a predicted model, not a curated record